GUGAUAGUAUCUAAUAAGAUUGUAUCAGAAAUUAACAGUUCUCCAGCCAAACAAUGGAGUGUGCAAAAGAGUACUCUUCAUCUGGCAAUACCCAAAGACCUUUUCUGAGUUUCGGACAACAUAAUCCGACGAAAAUGAUAUGGCUUCCACCAUAAGAAUCUGAUUUGAUGAAAAAGUCAAAUUCAGCUAACAGUCCACCCCCUCCUCUGGGUGGUUGUUGGAACCGACGGUCUCAAAUCUCUGUUGGAUGACCAUAACCAAGAUGUUCCAUUGGAAGAGUGUGCUUUUGGCUGCAUUUUACAUUCACAUAAAUCUAGUUUUAGGUCGGCAUGAAGAAGCCUUCGAUUAAUUUCAUUUGCGGAUGCCUUAUAUGAAUGCUGUGCUUUGUACGAGCUGGAUACUUACUUCCAACUUGUUUUCAAAAAAUUAAACCGUGUGAUCCGAAAAGUUCAUGCGAAAAAUAUUUAGACAGUUUUUCAACCACAGGCAUUAGAUCUCCUAUUGACCCGACUUGUUUUAUCGAAAGACUUCUGAGGAUAAAUUCCAAUUAUAUGAAUCAACUUCAAUUCAAAUGGUCCAGCAUUUCCUGGAGUACAUUAGUAGCAUGAAACAUGAAUGCCCAUUCAGAUGGUCUUAUUGGAACAGAAAAUUAAAAUCUAUCUAAAUGGAGGGCCUUGUUAGAUCUGAAAAUGGAUGCCCAUCUAAUGGGUGGCAAUUUGGGAGCCUAGGUAUACCCAUAAAAUCUGAAGCCAUAUUCUAUCAGAAAAUGAACGCUUCCGAUUGGAGGCCUUGCUAGAGCAGGGACGAGAUACCCUUUAGUUUGGAAAUUUUGUCGAUGUUCUGUAGUCUGGGCAAAUGGUGUUUCAAGGUAUUGGUGAGAUUCUUGGGAUCAAUGGGGUCCCAAGCCAAAGCAACCAUGAUAAUUCAGUACAGCAGAAUCUUUUGAAAAAGGUACCUUUCGUAAACAACAUCCGCAGUAGGAACAAGGAUGCAGGGUUUAGGAGAAAAAUCGCCCAAUGUUUUGGGGACUGUCUUCCAGGAACUAAGUUUUUGAUAGAUGUGAGAUCUGAUGAGCAGGAGAAGGUACAUCUCUGGUUAUCCACUAUGGCAAGGACAGAAAGCAGUUUGGUCUUCGAGUAUGUGCAUUCCACUGAAAGAGGUCUCAGUUUCAAGGAAGCAGAAGAGCGUCUAAAGGAAGCUGGGCCAAACAUUCCUGUCGGUAAUCUUAUUUCAUCUUGGUGGGACAUCUUCUCGACCGCAUUAUGGCAUCCAUUCAAUAUUAUUCUCUUUGUCUUAGCUGCGCUUUGUUUUAUAGCAAACGACAAGGCCAAUGGAAGCAUCAUGGUUACUAUGGUUAUUAUAAGUGUUAGUGUUCGGUUUUACCAGGAGUUCAGCAGUUCGGUGGCCGCACUAAAACUAUCCGAGCUAGUCAAAGCAUCAAUCAAAGUGCAACGAUGUGCAGGCAGGGAGGUCCAGACAGAGUUGCAAGUUCAAAUUGAUCAGAAAGAUGUUGUACCAGGAGAUAUUAUAAUUUUUAGUGCUGGAGAUCUUUUUCCUGGUGAUGUGCGGUUGUUAUCAUCCAAGUCUCUUGUUGUGAGUCAAUCUUCAUUGACAGGUGAAUCUGGGAUUGUGGAGAAAUUGGCAGAUGUCAUAGAAGAACCAACUACUCCCUUGCUCGAGCUGAGAAAUAUAUGCUUUAUGGGAACAAGUGUAGUUUCUGGCUCUGGUACCGGAGUGGUUGUGUCCACUGGCGAUAAAACUUACAUAAGCACUAUACUCUCUGCUCUGGGAAGACGAAGUCCACCACACGCAUUUGAGAAGGGUGUGAGGGGUGUCUCCUACGUGCUCAUUUGUUUUAUGCUUGCUAUUGUCCCUGUUAUCGUGAUUGUGGAUUAUUUUACAACAAGAGAUUUGGGUCGCAGUGUUCUUUUUGGUAUAUCAGUGGCAGUUGGGCUCACACCUCAGAUGCUACCCCUAAUUGUGAACACCAAUCUGGCAAGGGGAGCCCUUGCAAUGGCAAGAGAUAAGUGCAUUGUGAAAAGGCUGGUGGCAAUUCAGAAUAUGGGAGCCAUGGACAUAUUAUGCACAGAUAAGACUGGGACUCUCACCAUGAAUAGAUUAGUACUGGUUCAUCAUCUUGAUUGCCAGGGCAUGCCAAGUGAUAAGAUUCUGUAUUUUGCAUUUCUUAAUUCCUACUUUCAGACUGGGUCCACAAAUCCUCUGGAUGAUGCAAUAUUAGCAUAUGCUUACACUGGUGGGUACAGAUUUCAACCCACAAAAUGGAAAAAAAUAAAUGAAGUUCCUUUUGAUUUCAGUCGACGAAGAAUGUCAGUCAUACUUGAGGAAAGCAAUGAUAAUCAGGCCAGUAGAAAAAAACACAAUUCUCAUGCACAGAGAAUUAUGGUGCUGAAAGGAGCUUAUGAAGAGGUUCUAAAGGUUUGCAGUUUUGUUCAGAAUGACAUCAAUAAGGAUACUAUAGAGCCUCUACUUUCACAGGAUUAUCAGAGAUUACUAAACAUGGCUGAAGAACUGAGCAACGAUGGCCUGCGGGUUAUCGCUGUGGCAACAAGAAAUCUGAAGCCAGUCAUCUCAGAAAGUAGCUGCAAUGAUACUGCCGAGGAGAACAUGGUGUUCGUUGGCUAUCUAGUAUUUUUUGAUCCCCCAAAGGAGUCCGUCAAGGAGGCUCUUUGGCAACUUGCAGAAAAGGGUGUCAAGGUUAAGGUAUUGACAGGGGACACUCUUCCUGUCACAAUUAAAGUUUGCAAAGAAGUUGGCAUUCGCACAACACAUGUUAUUACUGGGCCCGAGCUUGAAUUGCUUGAGGACAAAAGCUUCCAUGAUGUUGUUCGAAAGGCGACUGUUUUAGCAAAGCUCACACCCAUACAAAAGCUGCAGGUAGUUGAGUCACUGAAAAUGGGAAAUCACAUUGUGGGUUUCCUUGGUGAUGGAAUCAAUGAUUCCUUAGCUCUCAAAGGUGCCGAUGUGGGAAUCACAGUGGAUUCAGGUGCAUCCGUUGCCAAAGAUCUAGCUCAAAUAAUUCUAUUAGAAAAGGACCUUAAUGUUCUUGUUGCUGGAGUUGAACGUGGUCGAAUAACACACGGCAAUAGCAUGAAAUACAUACAAAUGGCAGUUGCGGCCAACUUAGGAACUGUAGUCUCUGUGAUUGUUGCAACUGCUUGUCUUCCAUUUGAUCCGUUGACACCAAUGCAGCUCUUGACCCAAAACCUUCUUUAUGACAUCAGCCAAAUUUUCAUUCCUUGGGACAAAAUGGAUCCAGAAUAUGUUAAAAUACCCCACCAGUGGUCAGCAAAUGAUGUAGCUACUUUUAUGUUGUGUAAUGGUCCCAUAAGUAGCAUAUUUGAUAUUGUUACAUUCUUUUUUAUAUGUUGGUACUAUGAUGCAAACGUAGUGGACAAACAAGAUUUUUUUCAUUCAGCCUGGUUUGUGGAGGGACUUCUUAUGCAAACUCUCAUCAUCCACAUGAUGAGGACAGAGAAAAUUCCUUUCAUUCAAAGGAGGGCAUCGUGGCCAUUGAUAUGUGCGACUGUGAUAAUAUCUGCAAUAGGCAUAGCAUUUCCAUUUACCGUGAUUGGCAAAAUUAUGGGCAUGAAGAACUUGCCAUUUUCGUACUUUGGUUUUUUGGUUAUAGCUAUUUUGGGUUACUUCUUUGUCGGCCAGCUGGUGAAGAUGGCUUACAUUCGUGUUUUCAAGAGAUGGCUCUAACGUGUGAGUAUGGCUCGCAUUGUGUAUUCAAGAGAUGGUUGUAACAUGUAAGAAGGUUCCUUUUAUCCCAAGGAAGAUAACUUCCUGGUGGGUACAUCAUAAGAAAGCGGGAAUUUUAUUCGAGGUUUGUACAUUAUUUUGAGCCUGAACUAAUCAAAAUUUCUUUGCAUAAAAAUAGUUGGUUUAUUAAAUGAGAAACUUCACUUCUCCAAACUGAUCACUGAAUGAUCUUAGUAUAGCUUUGCAUGUACAUGAGGAUUUUGAUAUCAAUGUUUGAAAAAAUAUGAAUAUUGUAUUGCA
Messenger RNA from Cryptomeria japonica (Japanese cedar), 4023 nucleotides. RefSeq lists its product as uncharacterized. The transcript is spliced from 9 exons. Gene Ontology annotation, biological process: monoatomic ion transmembrane transport; magnesium ion transport. The coding region runs from base 856 to 3723 and encodes 955 amino acids. NCBI's taxonomy places the organism in Eukaryota, Viridiplantae, Streptophyta, Pinopsida, Cupressales, Cupressaceae. The record is from RefSeq and is a predicted model, not a curated record. Gene Ontology annotation, cellular component: membrane. Gene Ontology annotation, molecular function: ATP binding; ATP hydrolysis activity; P-type magnesium transporter activity.